AUGCCUUCGAAAGUGAUUGUGAUGCAAGAAUCUGCUCCUGUAUUGUGUAGAGGCAGCCAAGGGCAGUUUCCACUUACGCAGAACGUCACAGUUGUUGAAGGGGGAACAGCAAAUUUGACCUGCAGGGUCGAUCAAAAUGAUAACACCUCCCUCCAGUGGUCAAAUCCAGCUCAACAGACACUGUACUUCGAUGACAAGAAAGCUCUGAGGGACAAUAGAAUUGAGCUGGUCCGAGCUUCAUGGCAUGAACUGAGUAUCAGUGUCAGUGAUGUGUCUCUGUCGGAUGAAGGGCAGUACACCUGCUCUCUAUUUACUAUGCCUGUCAAAACUUCCAAGGCUUUUCUUACCGUUCUCGGUGUUCCUGAGAAGCCACAAAUUACUGGAUUUACCUCACCAGUUAUGGAGGGAGAGAGGAUGCAGCUAACUUGCAAGACAUCUGGUAGUAAACCAGCAGCCGAUAUCAGAUGGUUCAAGAACGACAAAGAAGUUAAAGACGUGAAAUACUUAAAAGAAGAAGAUGCAAAUCGUAAAACAUUCACAGUCAGCAGCACGCUGGAUUUCCUAGCAGAUCGCAGUGAUGAUGGUGCAGUUGUAAGUUGCAGAGUAGAUCAUGAGUCCCUAAACUCUACACCUCAGAUAGCAAUGCAGGUUCUAGAAAUACACUAUACACCUUUAGUUAAAAUCAUUUCUUCCAAUUCAUGGCCUGAAGAAGGACAAUCUAUAAUUUUGACUUGUGAAUCCAAAGGAAAACCAGUGCCAGAACCAGUACUGUGGACAAAGGACGGUGGAGAACUACCAGAUCCAGAGAGAAUGGUUGUUAACGGCAGAGUCCUAAGCAUCAGUUUCCUAAACAAAACAGACAAUGGCACAUACCGAUGUGAAGCAAAAAAUCCUAUUGGCCGAAACAGCACAGAAUAUGUCCUGAUAGUACAUGAUCCAAAUGCUUUGGCUGGACAGACCGGACCUGACCAUGCUCUUAUAGGAGGAAUAGUGGCUGUAGUUGUCUUUGUAACACUAUGUUCUAUAAUUCUCCUUGGUCGAUACCUGGCAAGACAUAAAGGAACAUAUUUAACAAAUGAAGCAAAGGGAGCUGAAGACGCACCUGAUGCCGACACAGCCAUUAUCAAUGCAGAAGGCAGCCAAGUCAAUGCAGAGGAGAAAAAAGAGUAUUUCAUUUAGAUGCAAAGCUAGAAUCUUGGAGUUUUGCUUAUCAGGCUGACUGCUGGAGAAAACUGGCUAUCAUUUCUCAGAAUUCAUUCCUGCCAUCUUCUGCUAUCUUUAUUAACUCACAUAAGUAGCCAGUUUAUGCCAACAGUCAGCUGUUGACAUCAUCAUUCUAUAAUUACAGUAUCAUGCGUAAAGCAGGACAUUUCUUAUUGCCUAAAAUUCAUAUCCACUGCUCUCUUAACAUACAGUGCUUGAAUAUACAGCCUUAACAAUGUUAAUCAUCAUCUUAAUCCAAGUUUUCUACAUUUUUAAAUGUUAUGCAGCUUUCUUCUUUUUCAGUUUUCUUUUAUCAUGUCCCCACUAGUGUGUCAUAGAACAAUAUUCAUAACAAAUACUAUUAGGUGAGGACGUAAUUUACUUACAUAAAAUGUUAAGUCUAAGAUUAGAGGUUUACAAAGAAUGUUUUAUACAUGUCUAUCUAAAAUUCAAAAAGCAACUUGUUUUUGAAACAUAUGCCCUAGGAAACACAAGCUGAAAUCUUUUUGGUAUAGUUUCUUGUAUGCUUGGAUUUGGUGGGAAAAAGCUAUCCACUGAAUUUUUUAUUUUGUUUUGCUUUGUUUUGUUAUGUUUUAAAUGGUACCUUGACAACAGUGCCAUGUUUCAGUGGUAAAAACAUGCUGAAUAGCUAUACAGAUUCUGCAAAGUUAGAUAAUAGUGCUUCAUUUGAAACAAAUUUGUCCUGCCCUUUUACUGCUUUUUGGGAUCGCAAAAUUAGAGAACUUGCUGAGUAAUUUCUGGGUUUAUAAUUUAUUAGCUUCACAUGAACUCACCUGCCUACUCAAAUUAGAAGUGUUCAUGGGGCACAACUGCAAGGCAUUUUAGUAUCUGUAUAUAGUGCAUAUAACAAAUUCAAUUAAACAUUAUUUGAUACAUAUUUAACUUUUUUGGCAGUAGCUAAGUCAGUCACAAGUAAGCAUUUUCUAAUGUCCAUUAUAUCCCUUUAGAUAUGACUCAAAUCAAUAUUCUGAGUAGAUAACAUGUAUUAGUAUUUUUUUGUCUGUAUGUCCUAGCACUGUUCAGCAGCAAACUUUUCUAGUUCUUGUUAAUUUUUUCUUUGUUAUACAAUGGAAGCACAAUGUUAUAUGGAAAGGUAGUUUUAAGCUAACAACCAGUGCACAGCCUCAGGUUUUAAAUUACAACCACAUUUGAUUACUAUCCUUAAAAAUACUAUUGAGUUGCUAAAAUUCUCAAUUUUUAAUUUGGCAGUUCCAGAGCUGCUUCUUUAUGUUGGUUUGCCAAAAAAAAAAAAAAAGAAAAAAAAAAAAAGAAAAAAUAGAAGUGUUAAAACAAAAGAUAUAUGUUUUGUGUAUACAGUAAAUGGACUAAUUCUUUAUAUUAAAUUCCUGUCUAUGCAUUUUGUGAGGUACAAACUUAUGUCACCGUGAAUGAUAGAGAAUUCCUGCCAUGCUUUUAGCUCCACAGUGAAAGUCUCUGUUUGGAUUAUUUCUGAAAUUUUUUGUGUAAUUGACAGCUGAAAAAUCACACGCUCUUAAAUAUGGCAACAAAACACUGUAAGCCCAUUGGCUUAUUUCCUCUUCCAAUGAAAUAAAAAGGUUGCUAUAACAGCUCUCGGAAAUGAUUCUACACUGGAGAACGCAAGUUAGUCUAGCUGGAGCUUGUCUUGCUCCUAAGUUUUGCACCUUUGACAAAAGAGUAUUUCUCUCUGAUUGCUGUACUUGUGAAGCCUAAAAGCAUGAUGGUCUGCUGUAAAGGACUUUCUCCUGGGAUUUUAUUUUUGUGUGGGGAAGGGAGAGUUUGGAAUAUGACAUCAUGUAGUAUGGUAAAAUGGAAGAUAAAGGUGCUGUGUCAGAUUAUUUAUCAGAAGAGUAUAAACCUUUUAAGAACAAUAUUAGAGUAUUUUAAUUGUUUUUGUUGAAGCAUUUAUCUUGUUAAUUUCUAAGAAAGAAGGGUGACGUCAAUCAAAGCAGCACUUUUUUUCAAAAUAUACAGACAUAAAUAAUAUGAUGUGGUUGAGUGUUAACAUAAUAAAUCAUAUACAGUAUGACAUUUUAAAGAAA
Molecule: messenger RNA, 3245 nt
Organism: Haliaeetus leucocephalus (bald eagle)
Lineage: Eukaryota; Metazoa; Chordata; Aves; Accipitriformes; Accipitridae
Gene: CADM2
Product: cell adhesion molecule 2
Exons: 9
Coding region: 1-1179 (392 amino acids)
Source: RefSeq, a predicted model, not a curated record